UUGGUACCACUAUUCCAUGUGUUUUCGGCGCGUCCUGUGCAACACAACCUCAAAAUUUCACGAAGCUGUUAACAAGUUUAACAAUUGUUAAACGAUGUUUAUAGUGGCUGAAAUGAAAAAUGUGACCCGAAUACCCCCCGAACUGUUCAACUUGAAACUAAACGACGCCAUAGCCGGAGAAUUAAACAAAAAACUAGCAAACAAGGUAGUCCUCAACGUUGGUUUGUGUAUAGCUUUAUACGACAUUACCAGUCUCCAAGAAUCGUUUAUAUUUCCCGGUGAUGGGGCUUCACACACUAGAGUCAGCUUCAGGUACAUCGUUUUUCGCCCCUUUAUUGAGGAGAUUCUCGUGGGGAAAAUCAGGAGUUGCAGUCAGGAAGGGGUUCACGUGACUCUUGGUUUCUUUGACGAUAUUUUGAUCCCUCCCAGUGCCCUUCAGCACCCUUCAAAGUUUAACGAAACUGAACAAGCAUGGGUGUGGGAGUAUGACACAGGAGACGGGUGCAAACAUGACCUUUUCAUGGAUGCUGGUGAAACGAUCAAAUUUCGCGUAACUGCGGAGUUUUUUAAUGAGACUUGCCCCACUGGUAGUUUACAAGAAACACAAGACAAGUCCGAAAAUAAAGUGCCGUAUAGUUUAACUGGGAGCAUAAAUGAGCCAGGUUUGGGAUUGUUGUCUUGGUGGGAUAAUUAAGGUGUAUGUAACCCUGGACUAACCUGCAGAUGGUCAAGCAGCGACUCGAGUCCCCGAUCGGUGAUGCUCGAACACCUCAAACUCAACGUAUGUAUAUGUUUCGAAGCUAACGGAAACGAAUUAAUAAGAUCGAGCGCAUCUUCAUCGGAAGCCCCCAUCAGACACAAAUUAUGAAACCCCCUCCUCAGCAGCGACGAGUACAACCUGGAGCGCUCGUUCCCUUGCGCCGCCCUCAUCUCCCGGCACUGCAGCACGGGCACCAGCCCCGUCCAAAACCUCGGCGACCUGUACAACACGUCCCUCCACCUAGUGCACACCUGCGCCAGCACGCACCGCUCGCACGGACUGAAAUACAGGAAAAACCUGGCGAGGAACUUGUCGUCGACCACCAGCUGCUCCCAGGGCAUGUAGGUCGGGGGCGGCCGGGGGCGGCGGCCCGGCUUGGGGCCCCCGCGGCCGGGCAACAGCCGCGAGGGCUUCUCGGGGGCGGCCACGGCCGCCGCGCUCCCGCCGCCGCCGCCGC
Messenger RNA from Tribolium castaneum (red flour beetle), 1217 nucleotides. RefSeq names its product RNA polymerase III subunit H (gene Polr3H). The record is from RefSeq and is a predicted model, not a curated record. Bases 95 to 694 code for a protein of 199 amino acids. Gene Ontology annotation, cellular component: RNA polymerase III complex. The transcript has 5 exons. Gene Ontology annotation, biological process: transcription initiation at RNA polymerase III promoter; DNA-templated transcription. NCBI's taxonomy places the organism in Eukaryota, Metazoa, Arthropoda, Insecta, Coleoptera, Tenebrionidae.